AUGACACGCUCCUCAGACAAAGAGCUCAACGGGCUAGAUAACCCCAGCUUUGUGGGUGAAGAUGGGAACUACUACUGCUCCUUGCCGGACCGCACUGCCCAGGGCCCAGAGGAAGGUGGGGUCAAGGGCCAUGGCAGCAGCAAGCUUGCCUACACCAUCACGGAGGUGCCCCCCUGGUACCUGUGCAUCCUGCUGGGCAUUCAGCAUUUCCUGACAGCCAUGGGAGGUCUCGUAGCCAUCCCGCUGAUUCUCUCCAAAGAGCUUUGCCUCCAGCACGACCUCCUCACCCAGAGCCACCUGAUCAGCACCAUCUUCUUUGUCUCAGGGAUUUGCACCCUGCUGCAAGUCCUCUUUGGAGUCAGGUUGCCUAUUAUUCAAGGAGGGACUUUUGCAUUCCUGACCCCCACCCUGGCCAUGCUGUCUCUCCCCAAGUGGAAAUGCCCUGCCUGGACACAGAAUGCCACCCUGGUGAAUGCCUCUUCACCAGAGUUCAUCGACGUCUGGCAGACGCGGAUGCGAGAGGUGCAAGGAGCUAUCAUUGUAGCCUCCUGCUUUCAAAUCUUCGUUGGAUUUUCUGGCCUAAUCGGAUUUCUGAUGAGGUUCAUCGGCCCCCUGACAAUUGCCCCCACCAUCACCUUGGUUGCGCUACCUCUCUUUGACUCGGCUGGGGACGAGGCUGGGCAGCACUGGGGCAUAGCGUUCAUGACUAUUGCUUUCAUAGUUCUGUUCUCUCAGUACCUGAAAGAUGUCCCUGUGCCGCUGCCGUCUUACCAGAGAGGCAAGGGGUGCCACCUCUCCCCAGUCUACCUCUUCCAGAUCUUCCCGGUGCUGCUGGGGCUGUCCUUGAGCUGGCUGCUCUGCUACGUGCUGACGGUGACCGACGUCCUCCCUGCAGACCCCACUGCCUAUGGCCACCUGGCCCGGACGGACACUCGUGGGGACGUUUUGUCCCAGGCUCCCUGGUUUCGGCUGCCUUACCCAGGCCAGUGGGGAGUGCCAACCGUCAGCCUGGCUGGGAUAUUCGGCAUCUUAGCCGGAGUGAUUUCCUCCAUGCUGGAGUCCGUGGGAGAUUACUACGCCUGUGCCCGCCUGUCCGGGGCCCCACCACCGCCCAAGCAUGCCAUCAGCCGCGGGAUUGGGGUGGAAGGCAUCGGCUGCCUCCUGGCUGGGGCCUGGGGGACAGGGAACGGCACCACGUCGUACAGCGAGAACGUGGGGGCCCUGGGUAUCACCAAG
This is a messenger RNA of Eurypyga helias (sunbittern), 1236 nucleotides long. Its product is annotated as solute carrier family 23 member 2-like. The transcript has 8 exons. NCBI's taxonomy places the organism in Eukaryota, Metazoa, Chordata, Aves, Eurypygiformes, Eurypygidae. Gene Ontology annotation, cellular component: membrane. The annotation marks the transcript as partial. The record is from RefSeq and is a predicted model, not a curated record. Gene Ontology annotation, biological process: transmembrane transport. Gene Ontology annotation, molecular function: transmembrane transporter activity.